Messenger RNA from Cotesia congregata, 531 nucleotides. The record is from the annotation of a GenBank genome assembly. NCBI's taxonomy places the organism in Eukaryota, Metazoa, Arthropoda, Insecta, Hymenoptera, Braconidae.
AUGUUUAAGCUUUUCGUUUUGGCUGCUUUGGCUGUUGCCAGUGAGGCUUCCUACGCGGAUUACGACGGCUAUGUUAACUCCAAUGUUGGAUACGGAUCGUACUAUGGACUUGGACAUGGACAUGAUGGAUCUUAUCAGACAUUUGUUGCACCUGUAGUUGCUGAUGCUCACUACCAACACGGAGUUUAUGGACACGGUUACGAUGGACACGAUUACGAGGGACACAAUGUUUAUGAUCAUGGAUUGAACCAUCAUGACACUUAUGCACCAGCGAAGUACGCUUUCAACUACGGAGUAAACGACCCCCACACCGGUGACGUAAAAAGCCAAGAAGAAGUGCGUGAGGGUGACGUAGUUAAAGGGUCAUACCGCCUGAAUGAACCCGACGGUACCAUCCGCAUUGUCGAGUACACCGCGGAUCCUCACAAUGGAUUCAACGCAGUAGUAAAAAAGAUCGGACACGCUGUCCACCCUGCCCCAGUUCCCGUAGUGAAAUACGUAGCCCCCGCGUAUGCUCACCACGGAUACUAG